AUGGCGUACAACGCCGUUGCUCAGAUUGACCACGAGGUGGCUUCGAACUCCUCCGCUUCGGCAUCACGCAGCCCCUCGCCCGCCGGGCAUGCAUUUGAACAGCUGCCGCUUGAUACUGAUCACAUCGGGGGAGGAAGCCACUUGGAACCAGCAAGAUCCGCCGACGGCUUCGACUUGGGGUCGAUGAUCCGCUCCAUGACCUCCACCAGCUACGACAUGGUGGAGGACGACGAUUAUGACGCCGACCCUCCCAGACGAUCCGACAGCAUUCGCCGAGUCCCUCCCCUCAACACAGCUGUCACGCGACAACAAUCUCCCGGACCACCCCUCCAUAGCGCAUGCAGCGAGGUUUCCGUGCCUCUGAGCCACCCGAUCCCAGAUCUACAAUCAAUACAAGGCGCGUACAUUGGGAAUGUGGAAAGAUUGGAACAGAGCGCCGAGCAACUGAGCUCCUGUUCCGCGGAUAUUGGGAGUGAGAUUCGUCGGUUGGACCAGGAGCAAAAGCAGCGUUCAUGCAGCUCAGCCGCUAAUUCGGUUGUUAUCCGCAAUGAUACAUUUUCACCGACCAGGACUAUCUCAUCUGCCCACUCGAAUGUCUCGCCUGCGCGCCUGCGCUCCGUAUCGGGAUCCCAACUUGCACGGGUCUCAGAGCCUGCGCACCAUGAGCAUGAAGCAGAUGAGUCUCUACAUAACUCUGACUUUCAUGUUGCGCAACACUCCUUCAACCCCCAAAACGACUACUACUACGAUCACCCUGAUCAACAAGUGCCCCAUGCGGAAUCAGAGAUAGAGCGACGGGCCUCGGUCGCCUCGGGUGAUACCUUCCAGCAAGCGCGCACGCUGUUCACUGAUUUUGAUGGUGUGCAUUUCACACCCUUGGACCGCGGCGCGUCCGGUCGACAGGUUCCUUUGGAUCGCCCACCGCUUGCUCGCAAUCAAGAAUCAUACAAAGAGCCGAGAAUGGGAGAAAACAUGGUGUACUAUCCCGCUCCUGUCCCCCGCAUGUUGAAUCUUCCACCAAAGUUGUCUCGCAAGACGAAUGUUGAUCGGGAAAAGCGCCGGACGCAGCUCUUGGGCGCAAUCGCUGCGGAGGACAGAAACCCUACCGCUGCUGCCGACCAACAAAGCCCAAGUAGCGGCCAGAACGAGAAGAGGAAAUCCACUGUGCCGCCGCAUUUGCGCGCAAGUGUGUUCUUUGAACAGCCAACCUCUUCCCUCCAAGUUCAGAUGAAGCAGGACUCUGCGGUUGCAACGUUGGAGAGUAUUCUAGACGCAUCUGCCAAUGCACCUGUCUCCGCCUUCACAGACCACCCUUAUGCUGGACAUCUCGGAACACAGGCGCAGAAGUCUAAACGCAAGACGUCUUCGAAUCUGCGGCCCAAUGUCGGCCACUCUCACAGCACCAGUGACGCAGUUGAACACGAUGACGCUGCCACUGUGCAUCAUCUAUCAGAAACCGAGCGAGAAAAUCCGACAGGACAUCAUCAUGGGCACGAAUCAGGAAGUACCGGUUCAGAGAGUGGCGAGCAAUCAUCAGACACUCACGACGAAGAUGAUGAGGAGCUAGACUAUGUUAGCCCACCGAACACAUUGCUCGCCGAGCUCGAGUUAAGGAAACACGAGUUGAAGCACAGACGCCGCACGGCAGUUCCCAUGCCUUACCAGGGUAUGCAGACCACUCUGCUCCAGAUUGACGAGAGAGCCCAGCAGCAAAGUGAUAAACGGCGACAACGUCCCAUCGCAUUGGCCUGGGAAAACAGAGAGGAAGACGAAGAUGUGCCUUUGGCAAUGCUCUUACCGAACCAAGGCAAUGCCCACCCUGAUGAUAGACCAUUGGGAUUGAUGGAGAAGCGACAACAGGAGGAAAACGAGCCUUUAAGCUCACGCCGGGCUCGGUUGCGUGGUGAGCCCAUGCCGUUACCGCAACCACGCCCUCCCAUAGUUGAUACGGCCCACCCAGAACCAGCUGCUGAGAGUGGAGAUGAGGUUGAGACUCUGGCUGAGCGCCUUCAACGAUUGAAAGGACACAACCGCUCGGAAAGUAGAUUCGCCAGUGAGUUGAUGGCCGAAAUCGACACUCGAGCCGGCAUUGUGCCUACAGUCAUCGAGACACCACCAGAAAACAACGAGGAAGAAACCCUCGCUCAGCGUCGUAGCCGUCUUCAAAAAGAGGCUGCUACUGCGCUCGAACCCCCAAAGCCACGAGUACGAAGGAGUAUGGCUGCGCUAACGCAAGGCCGCCCCUCCCAUCUCGCUCAGCCCUCGCAUGAUUACUUGACCCAACGACCUGUUACCAUGUCUCAAUACGGGAGGCGCAUGUCGAUGCAGCCAAAUUUCUCUUCGAAUAUGGGCUAUCCGAUGGCAGCCGGGUACCCAAUGCGGCCCCAACAUGCACACUCGAUGAUGUACCCGUCUGGCUUCCCCAAUAAUGCCGCGAUGAUGGGCAUGACAAUGGGGCAGUCUCCCAACAUGACCAGACCAACGGCUAGUCAGCUUGAGCCCGAUGUGAUCGACAGAUGGAGGCAGAGCAUCCGAUGA
Messenger RNA from Penicillium olsonii, 2538 nucleotides. The record is from the annotation of a GenBank genome assembly. Lineage: Eukaryota; Fungi; Ascomycota; Eurotiomycetes; Eurotiales; Aspergillaceae.